Haplochromis burtoni (Burton's mouthbrooder) is the source of this 2993-nucleotide messenger RNA. It is a transcript of the gene nat8l2, whose product is annotated as N-acetyltransferase 8-like 2. The record is from RefSeq and is a predicted model, not a curated record. Gene Ontology annotation, molecular function: N-acetyltransferase activity. The transcript is spliced from 2 exons. The coding region runs from base 625 to 1296 and encodes 223 amino acids. Lineage: Eukaryota; Metazoa; Chordata; Actinopteri; Cichliformes; Cichlidae.
AAACCAAAGGGAAGAUAUGCUUCACCAUAUUUUCUAGUCUUUGGCUUAGAAUGAAGUUGGUUUGGAAACAUAUUUAGCUAUGCUUCAUCUCCUGAUUUGCGUUUGUGGAGGCGCCCCCGUGCUAGCAGUGCCCAAGGUUUGGUUUGGGUUUUUUUUCUCUUCCUUUUCAUAGCGCGCCCCCCGUGCAAUGGCUCUGCGCCCCCCUCCUAGGGGGCGGGCCCCACACUUUGGGAAGGUCUGCCUUAAGAUAUGAUGUAAUAUAUCCGCUCUGCCUGCUGCUGCUUGCUUUUACAGCUGGACUUUGAACCUAAUCACCUCAUCUAAGUAUUAUAAGUGCUGUAGGAGUCAAGCUGUGUUUUAUUAACCAGUAUAGUGUAACAGUUAGUGUAACAGUAGAUGAUGUUUAACACUUUUACAGCUGUACUUUGAACCGAAUUAUCCCAUCGAAGUAUUACAUGGGCUGUGAGAGUCAAGCCUUUGUGCUCCUUUUGUGUUUUAUUAACCAGUCUAGAAGUUGAGCUGAUUCACAGUGUUGCUGCGCUUCUUCAUUGUUUCGUGUGUGCUCUUCUCCGUGAAGGAUCAACCUGUGUAAGUUCACUAACGUAAAGCGGAGUUACUUUCGUCAUGCAGCUGGUGAUCCGUCGGUACCGUCCUGCAGACAAGGACACAGUGCUCACCCUCUUCAGUACUGGCACCUUGGAGCAUAUCCGUCCAUGUUUCUAUAACGCCAUGACCAGUCCCCUUUACCUCACCAUCACCCCGACUCUGUGUGUUGUUGGUUAUCUCCUUGGCUCUGUGUUUGGGGCUGUACUGUUCCCAGCAGCUUGGGUAGGUCUCAUCUACUGCUGCUGUCAUGAAGUAUAUGCAUACUACGUCAGGUAUAAACUUCGCACCGACAUGCAGGACAUCCCUGGGAACUUCCUCAGCAGACCUGAUGACUGUUUCUGGGUGGCUGAGGCCGAGGCUGGAGCGAGAGCCCAGGUUGUUGGUAUGGUGGCUGUGGUAGCUAAACACAGUGGGGCAGAAAAGUAUGGGGAAAUGUUCAGAAUGAUCAUUUCCCCACAGUAUAGACGGAUGGGCCUCGGCUUAAGGUUGACUCAGACUGCGGUUGGCUUCUGUAAAGAACGGGGCUUCUCCAAGGUGGUGUUGGAGACUAGCUCCACCCAAAUGGCAGCUGUGGCCCUGUACAGCAAAGUGGGGUUUAACUGUGUCCAGUCUCAUAUCAAAGCACAGGCAGCUCAUUGGAUCAUUUCACUGGCCAGGGUCACUAUUAUAAGGAUGGAAAAAUACUUGUAAACCAAAAAUAACACUCAUCAGCAAUGUGUUGUUUUCAUGCUUGGCUCCUCUUUAACAGUGGUUUAAUAUUUGGCAAUGGUUAAACCUGACUGUAGCCAACACCCUGUGGUUUAGGUGUGAAAAAAUGCCAAAUUUGAUGUACACUGUAGGACUCUAUGAACAGAUAUGAAUGUAAGGAACAAGAUGUUGUUACUAAAAACUUUCUGGUUUCCUCCUACUACACCAUGAUUCACUAACAGUUAAUCCUUACAAUGUGUACUUUUCAGUGAUGAUUUCACAUAAUCAGUUGUACUGACCACUUUUAACUGUUUUAAUUAAUAAAUUAUUUUUAUUUAAAAAAAUAAAGAAAGUGAAAAAAAUAAGUUUCAAGAUCUCCGUAUACGCCCACAGGCGUUAGUAGUUGUAACAAAUAGUGUUUGAAAAUUCAUAAUUCUUAUUAUGCGAGAGAUAACGUCUAAUGUAUAAUGUCUAAAUGUUUUUCUAUUAAUUACCAAUAUUUGGAGAAACAUUUUAAAAUACAGUACACACAACAUAUUGUAAGCACAUGAUACAAAGUAUGUAAAAAUCUUAAUAACAAGGAUUUUAAUUUGCUUAUGAAAUGAAGAUUUGAUUUUUAAAUUCAGUAUGUUGUACGCAAAUCUAUACUGUGGAUAUGGAUGUGAACAGCAGAGGGCGCUACUGACCUGAGUAACACUGAAGCUCCUUUGAUGAAAAUAAUUUAUUUCUGAUAUUAUACAGCAUUCACUUCCUUUUCUACAAGGAAGUAUUAGAUGUUUAAAAUAUAACUGCACCAUAAACAGUGCUGGAAAGUAAAUACAGUACAUUUGCUAAUAUGCCGUUUAAACUCAAGUUUUACAUCUAGAAUAUGUUGUGAUUGGCUAUGAUGCAGCAUGUGAAACAAUAACAAAUGAGCUAGUGCACGGCAGUUCAUGGGUAAUCAAAAUCGUUUGAAACUCACUGACUGCUGUAGAUGUUGUGCAUUAAAACUUCCAACAUUUUAAAAUAUGAUUUGAUUUGUCAUUGGUCACAAUAGAAAGGAAAAUAAUAAUAUCUCCUACGAAAGUCCAUUAAUAAUAACUUUGAUUUGUAUAGCGCCUUUCAAAAAAACCCAAGGAUGCUUAGCUAAAAAGCUAGAGGUUGAAGGUUUUGUUGAAGAGAUGAGGUUUGAGAAGUCCCAUGGAUGAGGACCGUAGCAUCCGAGACUGUGUGUAUGGUUCCAGGAGGUCAGAGACAUAUUGAGGUGCCAGGGCAUUGAGGGAUUUGUAAGUGAGAAGAAGAAUCUCGUAAGUAAUGUGUGACUUGACCGGAAACCAGUGGAGAUUAAUGAGGGUGUGGGUAAUAUGUUCCCAGAGCUUAGUGCCUGUUAGAAGCCUUCCAGACUGUUAAAAGCCUUCUGGACAUACUGGAGGCUAUCCAGGGCUUUAGUGGAAAUCCCAAACAGGACUGCAUUUCAGUAGUCCAGCUUGGUGGUGACAAAUGCAUGGAUGAGUCUCUGCUAUAGAGUCAGUGAGUGAUACCCGAAUUCAAGAGAUGUUCAUUAGGUGGAAAAAAGCUGCUUAGGUGACAGAUUUGACAUAAGCACGGAAUGAAAGAGUGGAGUCUAAAUUGACACCCAGAUUGCAAACCUCAGAAGGAGGUUAAAUAAGGAAGCCGUCUAUGUCAAUGCGUACAGUGGCUUGCAAAAAUAUUCGGCCCCC